Molecule: messenger RNA, 571 nt
Organism: Diabrotica balteata
Lineage: Eukaryota; Metazoa; Arthropoda; Insecta; Coleoptera; Chrysomelidae
Source: the annotation of a GenBank genome assembly
GUCACUGCAAGAUAAACUAUCUGCCCUUAUGGCACGACCAGGACAAGAUCCAGUGGCUAAAGACGAUGUUCCAUGGUGGAUGAGAUUUGCUGGAAGAGGGGUUGGAACAUUUGGAGGAUUUAUUGCAAUGUUUCUGGGAAUAUGGCUCUGCGUCAGUUUUUCCUUCGGUUCAAUUGUAGCUGGUUUGUGGCAAAUUGUAGCUGGAUUUAUUGUUUUAAGCUGUGAAGCACCAUGCUGCUGUAUGUUUGUGGAACAUAUUCAAAAACUUGCUGAUUUUAUAGAUGGUAGACCCUACUGGAAUAGAGCUGCUGCAUAUGGCAUACUUGCCUUACCGCCAAUUAUACUAAGCUUCGGACUGACUGCGAUAUUCGGUAGCGGAUUCAUCUUUCUGACUGGGGUAAUAUAUGGAAUGAUGGCGUUAGGGAGAAAGGCUACAGCUGAAGAGAUGCGACAAGCAGCGACUGCAGAGGAAAACGCAGUGCCACCAUCAAAAGGUAUGCGAUCGAAUCUUGUCGCUCACGCUCAGCCUAUCAGUUUCAGCGGUGCGCCGGUUUUUGACAGCAAUGUCUGA